AGGGACGGGGCGCUGGAGGCUGCGGAGGGUGGAGGCUGCACGCCCUCCGGCUCCGCUGCUCCGCGGGCCCCAGCUCCAGCCCUGCCAGCCCUCCGAGAUUAGAAAGUGACUGCCUGAACUAUUUUCCAAAGGAGAAACGUUACAAAUCAUUGAACACGGCAGCUCACCAGGAACAUCCUAUUGGUUGAGGGGGAACACAGAUUCCAGCAGCCACAAGGGAUGCUGCUACUCAGGUGCCAGCCGAAACCAACUCCUCGGAAGGUUUUGUGUGGGUUCUGUGCCACAAUGGGAAAACUGCAAAGCAAACUCAAGCAGAGCACUUACAAGUACAGCAGGCCCGAUGACAUUAUAGAAGAGAGAACUCAAACUAAAGCUUUGCAAGAGUAUAGCCCAGCUCACGUGGAUUCCGUCUCUGUCGUUGCCGCUCUGAACUCAGAUCUUUGUGUCUCCGGAGGAAAAGAUAAGAUGGUUGUGGCCUAUAAUUGGAAAACUGGAAAUGUGGUGAAAAGGUUCAGAGGACAUGAACGGGAGAUCACCAAGGUAGCUUGUGUUUCCAAAUCCAACCAGUUCUUCAGUGCCUCUCGUGACAGGACGGUCAUGAUGUGGGACUUGCACGGUUCUUCACAACCAAGGCAGCAGCUGUCUGGCCAUGCCAUGGUGGUCACCGGAUUGGCUGUGAGUCCAGACUCGUCACAGCUGUGCACUGGCUCUCGGGACAACACCCUGCUUCUGUGGGAUGUGGGGACCGGACAGUGUGUGGAGAGAGCAUCUGUCUCCAGGAACUUGGUCACUCACCUGUGCUGGGUUCCCAGAGAACAGUAUAUACUACAGACCUCGGAAGAUAGAACACUCAGGCUAUGGGACAGUCGGGGGCUGCAGGUAGCUCAUGUGUUUCCCGCAAAGCAGCACAUUCAGACGUACUGUGAAGUCAGCUUAGAUGGACGGACGUGUAUCUCUUGCAGCAAUGGCUUUGGAGGGGAAGGCUGUGAAGCCACGUUGUGGGAUCUAAGGCAGACGCGGAACAGAAUAUGUGAGUACAAGGGGCAUUUCCAGACUGUUGCAUCCUGUGUCUUUCUACCAAGAGCCGUGAGCUUGAUGCCUGUAAUUGCUACCUCAUCAUACGAUUGCAAGGUGAAGAUCUGGAACCAAGAUACUGGAGGACGUUUCCUGCAAGGCCUCCUGGCGUGUGCUCUGGGGAUGGCUGAGCAGCAGGGUCAGGAGCGUGAGGCUGAGUGCCCUGUCUGCUGGAACCCCUUCAACAACACGUUCCACACCCCCAAAGUGCUGGACUGCUGCCACUCCUUCUGCGUGGAAUGCCUGGCCCACCUCAGCCUGGUGACCCCGGCCCGGCGCCGCUUACUGUGCCCACUAUGUCGCCAGCCCACUGUGCUGGCCUCAGGGCAGCCUGUCACUGACUUGCCCACGUACACUGCCAUACUAACCCUGCUCCGCCUGGAGCCCCACCACGUCAUUCUGGAAGGCCGCCAGCUCUGCCUCAAGGACCAGCCCAAGAGCCGCUACUUCCUGCGCCAGCCACGGGUCUACACGCUGGACCUCGGCCCUGAGCCCGGGAGCCAGACUGGGCUGCCCCAGGACGUAUCACCCACCACUGUGCCUAUGCCCAUCCCCGUCCCCAGCCAGUACUCUCUGAGGGAGUGUUUCCGCAACCCUCAGUUCCGAGUCUUUGCCUACCUGAUGGCUGUCAUCCUCAGUGUCGCCCUGCUGCUCAUCUUCUCCAUCUUUUGGACCAAGCAGUUCCUGUGGGGUGUGGGGUGAGCUCUCUGUGCCCAGACAAGGAGCCAAGCCUUCCUCAGCUGCUGCUGGGUCUGAGGACUGCAGAGCCUCAUUUGGUGGCAUCUCCCUUUAUAGUGUUGUUCAUUUCACAACCCAGGGAUUGAUUAGGGGCCUUACCGUAAUGCUCGGGGAACAGAGCAGCCCUUACUAUUAAGAGUUUAAAAAAUAAAUAAGUAAACUGAA
This is a messenger RNA of Tupaia belangeri chinensis (Chinese tree shrew), 1977 nucleotides long. Its product is annotated as E3 ubiquitin-protein ligase RNF183. Gene Ontology annotation, biological process: protein ubiquitination; response to endoplasmic reticulum stress; positive regulation of endoplasmic reticulum stress-induced intrinsic apoptotic signaling pathway. The transcript has 11 exons. The record is from RefSeq and is a predicted model, not a curated record. NCBI's taxonomy places the organism in Eukaryota, Metazoa, Chordata, Mammalia, Scandentia, Tupaiidae. Gene Ontology annotation, molecular function: ubiquitin protein ligase activity; protein binding. Gene Ontology annotation, cellular component: endoplasmic reticulum membrane. Bases 220 to 1776 code for a protein of 518 amino acids.